This is a messenger RNA of Quercus lobata, 790 nucleotides long. RefSeq names its product Avr9/Cf-9 rapidly elicited protein. Bases 132 to 605 code for a protein of 157 amino acids. The record is from RefSeq and is a predicted model, not a curated record. NCBI's taxonomy places the organism in Eukaryota, Viridiplantae, Streptophyta, Magnoliopsida, Fagales, Fagaceae. The transcript has a single exon.
UGAAGUUUCACCAACUAUUUGAAAAGUAAAGAGACUUCUCGUCUCUCUCUCUCUCUCUCAAACCUUCUAUUGCUCUUAUAGAACCCAAACUAUAUAUCUUCCUCUUUCUUUGUGUGUGUAAACAGUAAGUAAUGGAGAAAGCUCAAGAACACAAACAAAGCCAUUAUGAAAAACCCAAGUCCCAUGUAUGGGAUUGUGGUAGCACACUCUAUGACUCCUUUGAGCUCAACUCUUUCAAACGCCAGCUUGAUUCAGCUAUUGCUACAAGAACCUUUUCCAUGUCACGUAUACCUGAUCGUCAAGCACCUCCUCCUCCUCCACCACAAGCUUCCAAGUCCAAAAAGACCUCGAAGCUAUCCCGGUCACUUCACAAGUUUCUCAGGUCAGUGUUCAAGCCAAAACCAUCUCCCAGUUCUGUGGUUCGAGUUCAAGAUCAACCCAAGGAUGGAUUUUACUUCGUUUACGAUAAGUCCGGGGCACUUACCACCAUUCCUGAAGCUCCUGAGAUUGAUUUUAGUAAGCUUUCGCCGGAAAUCGGUUCCUUGGUAAGAAAGUCAGCCUCAGAGCGGUUUACAGCUACUCCUAUUGGUAUUUCAUGUGCUUAGCGCGCGUUUGGAUUAGCUUUUUUAUUUUAUUAGUUUAUGUAAAGUUCAUUAAAAACUUAUUUUUCUAGGUACAACGGUACUUACAAGAAUAUGCGUGAUAGAUAAAUUUAUGUAUAGUAUGAGAUUUCUUUUUAAAAUUAAUACUAUAAUGUUUAUGAUGUAGCGAAUAGGAUGUACUUUUUUUU